AAACAGUUGUUGUCCCAGGGCAGUGGCUCAUCAUUGUCCAGAUGAUCAAACAUCGACCGUUGUCGUCCUCGAGUUGGAAUGCACCAUCAGUUUCUUCCUCUCCUUACUCGCUCCGGCAAUCUGCAACUGUCUGCAAUUGUUCCUUGGUCCACGAACACAUGAACAUGGGUCGACGAGCUCGCGGCUUAAUGAAUGGAUUGGCGCCAUGCAAGUCAGUUUAACUAGACAAGCCAUCCCGGCAUCCUUUCCGGUUACACUUAUGCAGCUUUUCCAAAGCGUCCUGGUUUCACCUAGCCUCGGUCCCUCCGCGCGAAGAAUGACGGUCCUCCUCAUACCCGAUUUGCCAACCGCAGACGAGAAAACAGAAAUACAAUCAAUCACCUCCUGCUUGAGCGGUACCGAUCGCACAGUCCACGGCCCUGUGCCUGGAGACCAGCUCCAACUAUCUUCCUCCUAUCGCCGUCGAGCUCAUCCCUCCAGACAAGAUCUUUCAUCUUUCUUCGUGCCCCUCGAGCGGUCCCGCAGGCUGCCGGCCAGCACAUCAGACCAAACUGUUACGCGAGGAUACCUCAUUUUUCCAUGGGGGAUCCAGAUGCUGCAAACUCAAAAGCGUCCAUCAUCCUAACCGCCCAUGCGGGGUUAAAUGAGCAGUCACCAAUGCGAGCUGUCUAUCAGUUUGCUGCUGCUUAGGCGAUUGGAAAUGUCGUUUCCUCCUUUCCUUCUGACCGUGAUGGUCACCUUCUUACAGAAGAAUAGCGGCAAUUGGGCUCUAGCUUGAGAGGCCAAAGAGAUCCCUCGUUCUUCGCCUACUCGGCCCAUCUUCUCCUCCCAGGGGAUCCGGCAUAUAGAUAGAUCUGUCGUCCACCUCCCUCCGUGCUUCGAGUGAUCUUGUACAACACUCCAAUUUUGACAUGUGGUUAUAGACUCUCUGACUGCUUUGGGCACCUAUUCUCGAAAUGGGCAGAGAAAACGUCGAAUUCAAGACCGCGGAUCGGGUCACCUUGAGAGGAUGGUUCUACACCAGCGACUCGGCUUCCGGGAAAGCACCAUGCCUCGUCAUGUCCCACGGCUUCACGGCCCUUAAGGAAAUGGACCUUGACGCCUUCGCGGAACAUUUCGUGUCCAAACUGCCCAUCACCUGCCUGGUCUACGACAAUCGCGGCUUUGGUGACAGCGAUGCCGCCGAGGGGGAGCCGAGGAGUGAGAUCAUCCCAAUGACCCAAUGUAGCGACAUCUCCGACGCCAUCACCUAUGCCUCGACAAGGCCUGAAGUCAACCCGGACAAGAUUGGAAUCUGGGGUUCGUCAUACAGUGGCGGCCACGUGCUAUACGUCGGGGCCGUGGAUCGAAGAGUCAAAGCCGUCCUCAGCCAGGUCCCUUGUGUCAGUGGAUGGGACAACUUCAGUCGCCUUGUGCGUCCAGAUUUUGCGGUCGGAUUCAAUGCGAUCUUUGCUGCAGACAGGAUUGCUCGAGCUGAGGGAAAGGAGCCGGGAUUUGUUCCUGUGGUGGAUGCCGAUCCUUUGAAGCCGUCCGCUCUACCCACUCCAGACAGCUACGAAUUCUUUUCCGCAUGGGAGAAGAAGUCUCAGUGGAAGAAUACUUGCACUGUGAAGACCGUCGAGCUCUUCCGCGCUUAUGAGCCGCAGCAACUCAUUGACAAAAUCGCGCCAACACCACUCCUCAUGACAGUUGCGAGCGGAGACGUACUUACGCCAUCAGACCUUGCUCUCGGGGCUUUCGCACGUGCAAAGGAGCCGAAGCAACUGCAACUUUUGCCUUGUGGGCAUUUCGAGGCGUACUCCGGCCCAUAUUUCGAGAGGAAUGCUGGAACCCAGACUGAAUUCCUCAAGAAGUGGCUGGUCGAAGGUGGAUGAAGGAGCUGGCGUGAGCUUUGAGGGAUUGACUCGGUAGAUGGAUAAUUGGACAUAUGGAAUCUUGUGUUCUGUGGUUCUGUUCGACCAUUUAGGACUCUCCCUUCUCGGAUCGAUUGGAUAGAUGAUGAAUAUCUUGUAUUGCUCUGAUGAAUGAGAGAGUCAGAUGCACCAAGCUGAGCACCUUUAACCGGUUUCAUGUAUUUUGACU
Messenger RNA from Cladophialophora immunda, 2082 nucleotides. RefSeq lists its product as uncharacterized. The transcript has 3 exons. Gene Ontology annotation, molecular function: hydrolase activity. Bases 957 to 1874 code for a protein of 305 amino acids. The record is from RefSeq and is a predicted model, not a curated record. NCBI's taxonomy places the organism in Eukaryota, Fungi, Ascomycota, Eurotiomycetes, Chaetothyriales, Herpotrichiellaceae.